This is a messenger RNA of Stegastes partitus (bicolor damselfish), 3634 nucleotides long. Its product is annotated as cdc42 effector protein 3. Lineage: Eukaryota; Metazoa; Chordata; Actinopteri; Pomacentridae. The transcript is spliced from 2 exons. The record is from RefSeq and is a predicted model, not a curated record. Gene Ontology annotation, molecular function: small GTPase binding. Gene Ontology annotation, biological process: Rho protein signal transduction; positive regulation of pseudopodium assembly; positive regulation of actin filament polymerization. Gene Ontology annotation, cellular component: plasma membrane; cytoskeleton; cytoplasm. Bases 198 to 818 code for a protein of 206 amino acids.
CUGCAACACAAGUGGGAGUUUACACUGAAACGGAUUACAUGUCUACAGACUGAAGCAGCGGUAUAGAUAAAGAUGGCAUUAUGCUUUUAGGCUUCACCACCUCCUAAGGACUGACUGCCAAACAAAGGAAGAGUGAGAAAACAACAGAAAGACUUUAUGAAAAGAACACAUAAAAACAUUUAAGCAGAUCUGCCAAGAUGCCACUGAGAACGUCGUUGUACCGAAAGCAAUCGUCUGGUCGCUGGUCCAGCAGGAACUCCAAGCGGAGGGAGGUGCUGUCUGUCAACAUGAUAAGCCUUCCGCUGGCCGACUUCCGCCACAUCUCUCAUAUUGGAAACGACGCCCAUACAGACAGCUUUGGAGAUCUGUCCUUUCUAAAGAUGGGCCACAGCCUGCUUCUACAGAGUUCCCAGAGCGAGCAGAACCUCUUCAUGGCCUGCUCGCCGCCUCCGAAGCCCCCUCGUCUGAAUCUGGAUGAAAGCGAGGGUUCGGAGAGCCCCGACUGGUCUGUGGAUCAUCACAACACCUCCCAGAAGAGGAAAAAAUGCAGUUCAAUGCCACUGCUGGACAGUGAUGACGGAGAGAAAGAGAUGGAAAAAGAGGACGGGUGCCAAAGACGGAUUAACGUUGCCCCCAAUCAGACUCUCAGCUGUGGACGGGGCAGCGUGAGUUCAGACAGGGAUGGAGAGUUUACAGAGACUUGUGACAAAACUGUCGGACAGCAGAAAGACGAGGAAAGUGGCUUUUCGUUCAGCCUCGACCUGGGCCCUUCAAUCCUGGAUGAUGUUCUCCAGGUGAUGGACAAACGACACAAUUAGAUGAGAUAGUAGCCACAAGGUACAUUGAGGCUUCACUUAAGGUUUUGAAUAUGGAGAAGAGAUCCAACUGGACACUUCUGUUGGGGACAAACUCCUGAUUUUAUGGACAAACUAUAAUCUAAAUGUGAUGGUCAAAAUUCAAAUAAAUCUAGGGAUAUUAAUGAUGCCAGUGUACUGCACAGUGACAAAUACUACUUCACUCUUUUAAAGAGCACAAGACGUUGUGCAUAUUGAACACUGCGGUCCACAGCACAUCAAAAAGUAAGCGUUGGUCCGUUAAAAGGUGAAAAAGGACAACCACACAGAGUUAAUGUUCUCCACGUAUUCACCCCUUGCAGAGGUAGAGACAAUGUUUAAGUUAAUGAUUGAACUCUGUCUGAUGUCAAACUCCAAGCUGGACAUUUUUGCCGUCUUCUACAUUUCUCUUUUGCUUUUGUAAUCCUUCAAACCGCACAGAACAGCACUGACGACGGCUGUUAAGACUUAAGAGUGUUGUGUUUAAGAAAAGAAAAGCUACGGCUGGAAUCCAAGGUCCUCGAGCUGUGAUGUCUUGGCUCUUGGUGUGCUUGCCAAUCUAUUGUGUGCAGAGGGCAAUUUUUGCUCCGCACGCAUCCCAGAGGCCCCACUCAAAGGUAGACCAAGGUACCCCCCAUCUCUCAUUCCCAACAAUGUAGUGAAAACAAACACUUAGCUCUGCUUCCAAUAAAAGCCAGCCAGUGGUGGCAGGUUGGGCCGCAGACCAAGCAAGGCCACAGGUCCAAGACCUCAGAGGAAGGAGAAAAAAAAUGGCAGAACAGGCUGUUUUCUUAGCUGCAAAUCAGAGUCCGAUGCUCUGGUGAGUGGCGCACGAGAAGGAAAAGUGGUAAAGGGUAACGUGAUACUUCCACAUAUGUAGGGGGUGUCGAGGGAGGAGGACCAGAGACAUCCAUUACUGCAGCAAAAGUCCUGAUGAGGGUUUAAACACUACCUUCUGACCAAACAGACGUCUGACACGUUAAAAAAAAAAUACAUGCUGCAUCUCGCAUACGGUGGCACACAAGAAAAGAGCAGCAUUGAUAUUUCUGUGGACAAUCCUGGCCUGUUGUUCUUAAAUUUAGAGAGGAGAGUCGGGACACAGCCUCAGUACGUGCCUUAGUUGGGGGUUGCCACGAUACGCUGUGGGACAAACCCAGAGCAAGUCAAAUUCCUAAGAGCCCCACGGGUCAUGCUGCAAAAUAUACGAACCACAAGUUUCCCGCUUCAGGCAAUAGAUUUAGAAUUCCAUGUAUGUGCAAACAGAAACAGCGAUGUUUGUGGGUACAUCUGCACUGUAUAUCUGUUUUGGCAUCAAAACUGGAUAUCACUGCCCCUGUUUCUGUUGUAUAUGUUAUGACAAUAACACAUUAUGAGGCCUUUUUUUUUUUUUUUUUGCAUUGAAAAGUGUACCGUUUUGUACUUUGGGCAAGUAAAGAAAAAUAUCAUUCGAAUUCCAAGAUUUGUGGUUUUGUGGAUAGAAGUGUUCGUGUCAACAUUUUACAAGAGCUUGUAUAAGACUGUUUACACACCAUGAUGGACUGACAUGUACUUGGCUCUUUAACUGUCAAAAGCCACUGUGGAGGCCGUAAGUCUUGUCUGUCGCUUGUAUCUACCAGUUUCUAGAUAAAAUUACAGCUUUGGACAAGCCAACACAACAAGCAGCACAAUAUUAUUUCAAGGUGGGGAAACACACAAGCCUAAAUUAGACGGGCAUGUCAGGAAGGAUUUCAUGUACAGGCACAAAUACUGUACGACAGUAAAGUGGACUUUGAGUGAUAAGGUCUGCACUGUUCUGAGGCACACCUGAAUCCCACAGAAGUGACAUGCAAUAGUUAACCAGGGCGUGUUAGCAGUUUGUAGGAUCAGGGAAGGAGCUUAUCAGCCACACAGACUUUUCACUGGACUGUGACCCGUAACAAUCAACGCAUUUGAUUAUGAGAGAAGAAUUGCGCAAUCUUGGACAGACACUGUAAAAGCAAACUACUGAGGGCAAAAAGCUUCAAACUAGAAAAACAUGAAACGAACAAGAAGAACAUAAAUUGUUGGUAUAUGAAGUGUCACUCAGCUCUGAUUAAAAAAUAACAAAAACUAAACUCUAAUACAUGUUAUGAAGCUUCAUCCUUCAUUCUGUUCUCCAAAUUAAUUUGCUGCCUGCUUUUUGUGGAAAAAAGUACUCCACCAGACAAGGGUCCUUGGCUUCUGUGACUCCAUCAUCUGCACCAGAGCUUCACGUGAAGAAUCACACGAGCUUAAACUCAACAAGUGUUCAGCCGCAUGACUGAUGUGAGAAGAAAGAGACUGUAAUUGAAGACAAAUUAUCUUGUCCGCACUGUGAAAACUGGCCGAACUGUGAAGUAUCCCCGUCACAUCUGGUACCACUUCAUUCCCUCCAAAAAUCUAAACUUGCUGUCAUACAGAAUACCAAGAAGCCUUGUCAUCUUACUGAAGAGUAGCUCUUAUGAGUUAUUUUUUGUCAGUUAGUAACUAAAACAGUAAAAAUAUUGUUUUGGCAAAUAACAGACGUGUCCUUCUGCUGUAAUUGUGCCUCCCGGUGCAAUCUGAUGCUACUGAAAUAUGCUGCAAGGUUUUAAAAAGAUUGAAACACAAAAGGGGACUUUGGGAAACCGAUAUUGUUUACGCUGUCUGUAUCGUGUAUCUGUAUCUCGUCAGAACAUAAUACGAAGCUCUAAAUGUUCAGGGUCAAGCGAAUCCACAACCGCUAUCGCCUCUUAUGAUAUGCAUGAUGAAUUGUGUGUAUUUGAGCAUAACACAAUAAAUUUGAAAUUUUGACAACACCAUAA